Molecule: messenger RNA, 2131 nt
Organism: Prionailurus viverrinus (fishing cat)
Lineage: Eukaryota; Metazoa; Chordata; Mammalia; Carnivora; Felidae
Gene: HACD3
Product: 3-hydroxyacyl-CoA dehydratase 3
Exons: 11
Coding region: 187-1275 (362 amino acids)
Biological process (GO): sphingolipid biosynthetic process; fatty acid elongation; very long-chain fatty acid biosynthetic process
Cellular component (GO): endoplasmic reticulum membrane
Molecular function (GO): 3-hydroxyacyl-CoA dehydratase activity
Source: RefSeq, a predicted model, not a curated record
GCCACCGCCCCCCUCCCCCGUCAUUGCGCAGGCGCAGCCUGCGAGCGUGGGGUGUCUCGAGGUUGGCGGCUGCCGGCGCUCAAGAGCGCAGGGGUUUGUGGCCUGCGUUCGACCGGCACCAGUCUCUCACUCUCCGAGGCAGCGAGGCGCAGCGAUCCGUCUCCCCGGGCCCCGUGCGGUGUGGCCAUGGAGAAUCAGGUGCUGACGCCUCACGUCUACUGGGCUCAGCGACACCGCGAGCUGUAUCUGCGCGUGGAGCUGAGUGACGUACAGAAUCCUGCCAUCAGCAUCACUGAAAAUGUGCUGCAUUUCAAAGCUCAGGGACAUGGUGCCAAAGGAGACAAUGUCUAUGAAUUUCACUUGGAGUUCUUAGACCCUGUGAAACCAGAGCCGGUUUACAAACUGACCCAAAGGCAGGUAAACAUUACAGUACAGAAGAAAGUAAGUCACUGGUGGGAGAGACUCACCAAGCAGGAGAAGCGCCCACUGUUUUUGGCCCCCGACUUUGAUCGCUGGCUGGACGAGUCUGAUGCGGAAAUGGAGCUCAGAGCCAAGGAAGAAGAACGCCUAAAUAAACUAAGAAUUGAAAGCCAAGGGUCCCCUGAAACUCUUACAAGCUUGAAGAAAGGAUACCUGUUCAUGUAUAAUCUUGUGCAGUUCUUGGGAUUCUCCUGGAUCUUUGUCAACAUGACUGUGAGGUUCUUUAUUUUGGGAAAAGAGUCCUUCUAUGAUACGUUCCACACCUUGGCCGACAUGAUGUAUUUCUGCCAGAUGCUGUCAGUUGUGGAAACUAUCAAUGCAGCAAUUGGAGUCAUUAAGUCACCAGUGAUACCUUGUCUUAUCCAGCUUCUUGGAAGAAAUUUCAUUUUGUUUAUCAUCUUUGGCACCAUGGAAGAAAUGCAAAACAAAGCUGUGGUUUUCUUUGUGUUUUAUACAUGGAGCGCAGUUGAAAUCUUCAGGUACCCCUUCUACAUGCUUUCCUGCAUUGACAUGGAUUGGAAGGUGCUCACAUGGCUUCGUUACACUGUGUGGAUACCUUUGUAUCCUCUGGGAUGUUUGGCAGAAGCUGUCUCAGUGAUCCAGUCCAUUCCAGUAUUCAAUGAAACAGGAAGAUUCAGUUUCACAUUGCCAUAUCCAGUGAAAAUCAAAGUUAGAUUUUCCUUUUUUCUUCAGAUUUAUCUCAUAAUAUUAUUUUUAGGGUUGUACAUAAAUUUUCGUCACCUUUAUAAACAGCGCAGGCGGCGCUAUGGACAAAAAAAGAAAAAGGUCCACUGAAAACAAAGAUUGAGAGGAUUCCUUGCCAGUUUGAGCCUAAUCUAUAAUUCUUACAGUUUUACCUUCUUGUACUGAUGUAAAAGUUUUUUUAAAGUUAAAUGAUUAAAUUCUCAGUGAAGCUAUCUUCCCUUUUCCCCCAUAACAUUCCUGAAUUUACCGAACUAUCUUAGUGUAGUACUUGCAUGACAUGGGUUCCUGGUAUCUGAGGACAGGUUUGUUCUUGUGUGUUCCAUUAAUGACCGCAAAAGACUCAGCCCUACCCCCACACACUCCUUGUCCUGUCACUCUCACACGGGCCAGAGAUAUUUCUUCAGUGCCCUAACCCUACCAGGUACUGGCCAUUCUUAUAGCUGGGAAUUGUUCUUUUCAGCUGUUGCUUGCAAGAAAAAAACCACUGUUGCCUCUACAGGGGGCUGUGAAAGUGACUCAGGCAGGACCUUGGAUCCAUUCUGUAUCCAAGGAGUUGCUUGUUAAGUGGGGUGGCAUUGAUUUUUGGAAAACCAAGUUCAACUCAGUCAUUGAUAAAACAUUUCUGAGUCUGAGUGGAGCUAGAGAACACCUAUUACCUCUGAAUCUUUUGGCCUCUAACACCACCUGCUACGUGCUUACCUGUGUGUGCACGGGAGAGGCAUGGAAUGAUUUGGGAGAAACCGGUCAGAACCUUGGAACACCAUGAUCACUUACUUCAUUCCUGGCUAAAUCAGAACUAUUUUCAACACUAGAGAAAGAUGAAACAUUAGUUAGAAAACAAUGAGAUUAUAAGAGUUCCAAACCCAAAUGGCUACAGGGUGUCAGAGGGUGAAACUGGCAGUAAGACAGCGGCUGGCAGUGCAGCCUGUGGCAACCUGGGAGCAGA